GGAAAGCAGUGGAAAAAGUACAUACUUUAAAAUGAUGUAGCAUGGUUGCCCUUACAGAAAAUCAGAUUUAGCUAAACUUCUGUAGAGCCAAAAUUAUUACCCUAAAUAAAUAAAUACAUCACAGAUACUCCAGAGAAGGGAAAUUUUUUCUUUGCAUUGAAUUAUAAACAAUUUCUGAAAUGUGAAUUCCCUUUCUAAAGGGCUACUGAGUGAUGAAUGGGCAGUGUUACUGUCUUAGUUACUUCUCUCACAUUACUGAGACAAAAUACCUGGCACCCAAAGUUAAAGGGAAAAGGUUUAUUUAGCUCACAUUUUAUAGAAGUUUCAGUCCAUACCAGCUGGCUCCAAGGCACAGUGGCACAGCUGACAGGCGUUGCAGAGGAGAAACAUUUCAUGGCAUGCAGAACAUAGCAAAGCAAGGAGACAAGCCUCUUUCUGUCCCUUGUAUUGUAUCCAGGCUAUAGGAAUUAGGGCAAUGGAGUGAUUUUGUAAUCAUCCCCACUAGUCCUAGCAGUAUACAAUCACGGAGAGUACUUUCAGCCAUUCUGGAAAAGCCCCACCUGUGUAUGCAUGAGGCUUUGGGAGAACAUCUAGACACGAGCCAUAAUAGUUAUUGACAGCGAUUUUACAGCAUGUAUUGUUUAUGUCUCAGAACUUCUACAUAGUGGUUUUUUGGAAGGUAAAAUAUUUAAAAAUUCAGGGAAGGAGAAUUAUGUAUAAAGAUAGUCUUAUGUAUUUCACAAGUGCAGAGUUUUGACUUUUUGUACUUUUAUUAUUUAGUUUCUAAGUUAAAAUAGACAUAAAUGGAUGCAGUAUUUCUUACACUGUUAAUAUCAGUAUUCAUAGACUGCUGCUAGCUGGAUAGCAGACAGUUUCAGGAUGAUAUACAAGAAUCGCUAAUCGAUGCUCUGAAAAUCAGUUGAAAAAAUAGUAUAUUUAACAUUAUAUUAAGAAUGUUGAGAAGUCUGCUCCUUUUCUACAACAGUAAAUUGUAAUUAUGAUGAAACUUAGUUUUCUAAGGAUUCAUGUUUCAGUUGCUCUUGAGUGGAUAUACCUAUACUGAGACCACUAACAACACCAUAGAAUGUGCUAGAGAAGUUGGAUGUGGUGGCACAUUCCUAUAAUACUAAUAUUAUAGAAGAGUAGGUCAGGAAGAUCACAAGUAUAAGCCUAGGCUGGAGAAUUUAGUAACUUAUAAGACCCUAUUUCUGAAAUAAAAAGGACUUGGGGAUGUAGUUUGGUGUGAAGACCAUGGGUUCAGCCCUCAGUUUAAGGCUGAGACUGGAGUGUUGCCACAAGUUUGAGGCCAACCUGGACUAAAUAGUGAUGCGUUCAGGGCCAACAUAAACUGCAUAGUGAGACCUUGUCCUAAAAAAAACAAAAAAACAAACCAAACUCUAGAGAUGAUUUUGGUUUAGGAAAUUUUCUCUUUUAUUUUUCAUAGUGUUGUAGUCAGGGGUUGUGAGGAGAACAAUUAGAAUCAGGACAUGGAGUUUAUAAUACUGUUUUAUGAUGGCCACCCAGAGUUAACACAAGAAAAUGCGGGAAAUCUGUCCACAACACCAAAGACAUAGAAUAUUUAGCCAAGGGUCUGAAUCCCACAGCAGUGUCCCACAUGAGUCCAGAUGAAGACCCAGAGCUCAUGAUAAUGCCUCCCACGAGUCUAACUGGAGGUCUAGAGCCCACAAGAAGGACUCAUGCCAGUCUCUUUUACGGAUCCAUGCUGGGAAGGCCUAGAAGUCAGCAGUGGAAGCUAGGAAGUCUAUGCCAGCAGGGUGAAGAAGCUGUACUGGUAGGUUGAAAGUUCUACGCUGGAGCCGAAAAGUGACACUCGGAACAAAGACCAGGGCUGUCCUGAAAAGUACCACAGCCAUCCUCAGCAACACAGAGGUUCUGAGCUCCUCCUCCAAUAACACAGUCGAGUACCUGUCAGGAAGCCAGCAUGACGAGUUCAUCCGGGAGACCAAGUGGCACACGUGUUCCUCUCUGGAGCCAGGAAGCAAGGCUCGAUGUGAGGACCAGAGCUUCUCCAGGAGAACCUUAAUGGCUCAAACAGCAACACGUAGGAGAACCCACAAUGCCUCAAGUAUCAACACAUAGCUUCUUCUCCAUUCUCUAUUUAAUGCUGGCAACUUUCCUCAGGUGAAACAACUAUGCUCAGCACCUUGCUGAUGUAAUCCAGCUGGCGUUAAGUUGACCACCAGUUUUUAAUCCAUAACACGUAGUACUAGAGAAUCUAGAGGUCUCUACCACUGAGCCACAUCCCUAGCUCUUUUUAUGUUUUAUUUUAAGCCGGGGUCUUGCUGAGCUGUCCAGUCUGGCCUCUCAUUUGCAUCAGCCUUCUGAGUAGCUGGGGCUGCAGGCAUUCAUUGCCAUGCUCUUAAUAGAUUUUACAUGUUGGUGCUAAAAUGAAAACAAAAAUCCUCAAUCACAGUCUUAGGAAAUACCUGACUUUCGGCAGGAUAGUGUGCUCCUUCACUUGAUCAAAUUACCUAAAAUCAAGCAAACAGAAAAACACCUCCAGCAUGUUGACCCAAUUAAGAAGCAUCAGGGAGAUAAAUUCAACCCAGUGUAUUUAAAAAUGACUACAAAACGAAGUUUGUUUGUGCGGUUGGUACCUUGUCGCUGUCUACGAGGGGAAGAAGAGACUGUUACUACUUUGGAUUAUUCUCAUUGCAGUUUGGAACAGGUUCCUAAAGAGAUUUUUACUUUUGAAAAAACUUUGGAGGAACUUUAUUUAGAUGCUAAUCAGAUUGAAGAACUUCCAAAGCAACUUUUUAACUGUCAGUCUCUACACAAAUUGAGUUUGCCAGACAAUGAUUUAACAGCAUUACCAGCAUCCAUUGCAAAUCUUAUUAAUCUCAGGGAACUGGAUGUCAGCAAAAAUGGAAUACAAGAGUUCCCAGAAAAUAUAAAAAACUGUAAAGUCUUGACAGUUGUGGAAGCCAGUGUAAACCCUAUUUCCAAGCUCCCUGAUGGUUUUUCUCAGCUGUUAAAUCUAACCCAGUUAUAUCUGAAUGAUGCUUUCCUUGAGUUCUUACCAGCUAAUUUUGGCAGAUUAACUAAACUCCAGAUAUUAGAACUUAGAGAAAACCAGUUGAAAAUGUUGCCUAAAACCAUGAACAGACUGACCCAGCUGGAAAGACUAGAUUUGGGAAGUAACGAAUUCUCAGAAGUGCCUGAAGUACUUGAACAACUAAGUGGAUUGAAAGAAUUUUGGAUGGAUGGUAAUAGACUGACUUUUAUUCCAGGGUUUAUUGGUAGUUUGAAACAGCUCACAUAUUUGGAUGUUUCUAAAAAUAAUAUUGAAAUGAUCGAAGAAGGAAUUUCAGCAUGUGAAAACCUCCAAGACCUCCUAUUAUCAAGCAAUUCACUUCAACAACUGCCUGAGACUAUUGGUUCACUGAAGAAUGUCACAACUCUUAAAAUAGAUGAAAAUCAAUUAAUGUAUCUACCAGAUUCUAUAGGAGGGUUAAUGUCAAUAGAAGAACUGGAUUGUAGUUUCAAUGAAAUUGAAGCUUUGCCUUCAUCUAUUGGACAGCUUAAUAACAUAAGAACUUUUGCUGCAGAUCAUAAUUACUUACAGCAGCUACCCCCAGAGAUUGGAAAUUGGAAAAAUGUAACUGUGCUGUUUCUCCAUUCUAAUAAACUUGAGCUACUUCCAGAGGAAAUGGGUGAUAUGCAAAAAUUAAAAGUCAUUAAUUUAAGUGACAAUAGAUUAAAGAAUUUGCCAUUUAGCUUUACAAAGCUGCAACAGUUGACUGCAAUGUGGCUCUCAGAUAAUCAGUCCAAACCCCUGAUACCUCUUCAAAAAGAAAGUGACUCAGAGACUCAGAAAAUGGUGCUUACUAACUACAUGUUCCCUCAGCAGCCAAGAACUGAGGAUGUUAUGUUCGUAUCUGAUAAUGAAAGUUUUAAUCCUUCCUUAUGGGAAGAACAGAGGAAACAGCGGGCCCAAGUUGCAUUUGAAUGUGAUGAAGACAAAGAUGAAAGGGAGGCACCUCCCAGGGAGGGAAAUUUAAAGAGAUAUCCAACACCAUACCCAGAUGAGCUUAAGAAUAUGGUCAAAACUGUUCAAACCAUCGUACAUAGAUUAAAAGAUGAAGAGACCAGUGAAGACUCUUUAAGAGAUUUGAAACCACAUGAAGACCAGCAAGUUACAAAUAAAGAUCUGGUUGUGAAGGUUAGAAAACUCAGUUCAGAAGAAUUGACCAAAUCCCAUUUCAAGGGUUCAGAAAGUACUACUCCAAUAAAAAGCAAAGUUGAUGAAAGAGAAAAGCACAUGAUAGGGAACUCUAUACAGAAGAUCAGUGAACCUGAAGCUGAGAUCAGUUCUGGGAAUUUACCAAUGACUGUAAAUAUGAAAGUCUCUGAGAACUUGAAGCAUAUUGUUAAUCAUGAUGACGUUUUUGAGGAACCUGAAGAACUUUCUUCUGAUGAAGAGAUGAAAAUGGCGGAGAUGCGACCACCAUUAAUUGAAACCUCUAUUAACCAGCCAAAAGUCGUAGCACUUAGUAACAACAAAAAAGAUGAAACAAAGGAUGCAGAUUCUUUAUCAGAUGAAGUUACACACAAUAGCAAUCAGAAUAACAGCAAUUGUUCGUCUCCAUCUCGGAUGUCUGAUUCAGUUUCUCUUAAUACUGAUAGUAGUCAAGACACUUCACUCUGCUCUCCAGUGAAACAAACUCACAUUGGUAUUAAUUCUCAAAUCAGGCAAGAAGAUGAGAAUUUUAACAACCUUUUGCAAAAUGGAGAUAUUUUAAACAAUUCACCCGAGGAAAAAUUCAAGGUUCAUGAUAAAAAAGAUUUUAACUUUCCUGAAUAUGAUUUAAAUAUCGAAGAACAAUUAGUUCUAAUUGAGAAAGGCAUUGACUCAACAGCCACAUCUGAUGAACCUCACAAAUUAGACCAUAUCAACAUGAAUCUUAAUAAACUUGUUAACAAUGAUACGUUUCAACCAGAGGUAAUGGAAAGAUUAAAGACACAGGAUGUAGUGCUUGGAGUAGGCUUUAACAACUCUAAAAAGGAAGCUGAGCAUUUGGAAAACGGUAACAAGUAUCAUAAUCUGGAAUCCAUAAAUAAGGUAAAUGGACAUUCUGAGGAAAUGCCACAGUCUCCUACUAGGACUGAACUACAAGAUACCAAUUCUUCUAUUGAUGUAGGUAUUUCCAAAAGCACAGAAGAUAUCUCGCCUCAGAGAAGUGGUCCAGUUGGAUCUGUUGUGAAAUCUCAUAGCAUAACUAAUAUGGAGACAGGAGGGUUAAAAAUUUAUGAUAUUCUUAGUGAUAAUGGACCUCAGCAGCCAAGUGCAGCAGUUAAAAUCACAGCUGCUGUUGAUGGAAAAAAUAUAGUCAGGAGCAAGUCUGCGACACUAUUGUAUGAUCAACCAUUACAAGUAUUUACUGGUUCUUCUUCGUCUUCUGAUUUAAUGUCGGGUACAAAGGCAGUUUUGAAGUUUGAUUCAAAUCAUAAUCCUGAAGAACCAGAUACAUUGAGAGCCCCCACAACAAGUAGCCCACAAUCUACAUCUCAAAUGUAUGGUUCUCCACAGUAUAACAUCCAGUAUAGUAGCAAUGCUGCUGUCAAAGACAGUUUGUGGUACUCCAAACAAAGUUCCCAGGUAGAUCCUGUUAGUUUUCCUCCUCAUCGCCUUCCUAGAUCAGAAAGCACAGAAAACCACAGCUAUGCUAAACAUUCUGCCAAUAUGAAUUUCUCUAACCAUAACAAUGUUAGAGCCAACACUGCAUACCAUUUACAUCAGAGACUUGGACCAACAAGACAUGGAGAAAUGUGGGCUGUUUCACCAAAUGACCGACUUGUUCCUGCUGUAAGUCGAGCUUCAGUUCAGCGACAAGGUAGUGUAUCCUCAGCAGCCUCUGUAAAUCUUGGUGAUCCAGGUUCCACAAGGCAUGCUCAGAUUCCUGAGGGAGAUUAUUUAUCAUACAGAGAGUUACAUUCAGUGGGAAGAACUCCUCCAUUGAUGUCAGGAUCGCAGAGACCUCUUUCUGCACGAACGUACAGCAUGGAUGGCCCGAAUGGGUCAAGGCCUCAGAGUGCUCGACCUUCUGUUAAUGAAAUAUCAGAGAGAACUAUGUCAGUUAGUGAUUUCAACUAUUCACGGACUAGUCCUUCAAAGCGACCAAAUGCAAGGGUUGGUUCUGAACAUUCUUUAUUAGAUCCUCAAGGAAAAAGUAAAGUUCCUCAUGAUUGGCGAGAACAAGUACUUCGACACAUUGAGGCCAAAAAGUUAGAAAAGAGCAUGCUGUCAAGGUCCUUUAAUUCCAAUUUCACUGCUGUAAGCAGCUCUCAGUAUGGCAGCUCUAGGGAUCUACAUGGCAGCCAGGGCAGUCUUGCCUUGAGUGUUGCAGACGGAAGAGGUUCUGGUGCGCACAUUUUUCAAAUGCCUUUGAGUAAUGGACAGAUGAGCCAGCCUCUCAGGCCUCAGGCAAAUUGUAGUCAAAUACAUCACCCCCCUCAGGCAUCUGUGGCAAGGCAUCCCUCUAGAGAACAACUAAUUGAUUACUUGAUGCUGAAAGUGGCCCACCAGCCUCCAUAUACACAGCCCCAUUGUUCUGCUAGACCAGGCCAUGAACUGGCAAAGCAAGAGAUUCGAGUAAGGAUUGAAAAGGAUCCAGAACUUGGAUUUAGCAUAUCAGGAGGUGUUGGAGGUAGAGGAAAUCCAUUCAGACCUGAAGAUGACGGUAUAUUUGUAACAAGGGUACAACCUGAUGGACCAGCAUCAAAAUUACUGCAACCUGGUGAUAAAAUUAUUCAGGCUAAUGGCUACAGUUUUAUCAAUAUUGAACAUGGACAAGCAGUGUCCUUGCUAAAAACUUUCCAGAAUACAGUAGAACUCAUCAUUGUACGAGAAAUAUCUUCAUAAACACUGUGGACAAAGAAAGGGGGUAGGGGGAGGACAGCAAGAUUUAUUGGAAGAUACUUGCAGGGGAAAUUAAUAUUUUGACUAUUUUUAUAUGUAAAGAAGAACUCAAUUCUGUUCAAAUUUGUACAUUAAUGAAAUGAAGCUUACAAUUAGAGGGAAAGAACCACUGUACAGAAGAAAAAGGAGACUGUUGAAUUCAUACCAUGUAAAACUUGUUAGGUUUUUAAACAUAGCGAUGAAGGCUACAAAAACAAACUUACGUUGUUUUGUAUAGAUUGUAGGUUUAUUUUUGGAUUUCAUACACAUGAAUGAACUGUGCAAGGCAAUAGUUAGCCUUGAUUGUAGCCCAGAGACAGAUGGCAGAGCUAUCUGUCUCACAGCUUUUAUGCCCUUAUUUUUAUUCAACUUUUGUUAAUGUUUUUUGCUGAAACUACUUUUUUGUUAUGUGGGCAAGAUAUUUGAAGUGUUGGCUUUUGCUAUGUGCAUACUGAAUUGAAGAAUGAGUAGGUGAAGGUGGUGCUGGUGGGUUCACUUUCCAAGGCCAGAUUAAAACAGUUUUUCUUACAAAAAUCUGGAAGCAAAAAUGACAAGAAAAGCUAUUAUUGUUUUUAUUAAUAGAAUAAUGCAAUAAAAUAUGUAAUGUCUUUUAAAGAAAUAAAAAGACAAUAAUUGCAUUUUAUGAGCUCUGUAAGGUCUGUUGUCACAGCCAUUGAUUAUACAUUUGCUACUGACGAUUCAAUUUUUAAUUUUUUAGUCACAGGAAAUUUUUAACUCUACUGUAAGUGCAUGUCCAUGCAUUCCUCAUGCUAUGGAAAUCCCUUUUUUUUUUUUAAAUGGUGAUCCUCGCAAUCGUUAUAGCUAGUGCUCUGUUUUAAUCUAAUUACUGCUUUGUUUUAAACAGCAAAUGGAACUAAAAUGGCCAGUUUUAAGAUUGUGCUGCCUAUAAACACAACAUGUAAGAAGGUUCAGGAAAGCCUCUUAAUUUUUGUUUGACUGUGAAUCGCCUUGGUAAAGUAAAAGGAAACAUGAAGUAGGUGUGGAGCUAGGAAACCAAAGCAAGUCUGUGAAAUUGGCACAGUGAUAAAAAAUUGCUGUGGAGAGUUGUAGAACAAAGGGAUGGGUUCUUGAGGCCUACCAGUGUGGAAGUGUUCAAAUAAAGGGCUGUUCCUGUUAGUAACUAAAUGUGAACUUGAUGCUUUAGAGUCUUUAAAGGGUUUCUAAAUGUAUCUGUGUAAUAGUGUUUUGCCACCAACUGCCUUUGUUCUAGUUACUGUAAGUUACAAGUGUUUGAUGGUAUAAGUUUAUUAAUUUUGUUUCUUGAUUUUGUUUUUGUUGUAUGUAAUCAAAUAAAAUUUGAGUAACAUGCAAUGGUAAGAAUUAAUGCAUGGUUAUUUGGACCAGAAAAACAUGCCAUAGAGGACAAGUAACUUUUUAGUUGAGGCUAGUCUAAAACAUUUUUUAGAGCCAUACUCAGUUCUUUCAUUCAUUUUUAAUUUCUAAGAAAUAUACGUAGGAAAAUUUUAAUGUUACCACUUUUCUUUUAAGACUUUUAUAAGACUAGCUAAAGUACCAAUCUAUACUAUUUCUGAAAAAGUGGAUAGGACUCACUUUCUAGUCAGAGUAAAUAGCACUUUUUAAAAAUAUGUUAAUUUAAAUAUUGCACAUCUUUCAAGAUGGUAUCAAUUGGGUAUUGUACUGUAUAGUUUUAAUAAUUUUGAUUGAAACCCUUUAACAACUCUUUGUAAAUUUUAGUGCAUUUUAGUUGAUAUUCAGUACUAUUUACAUAGGAAUUGAUUUUUAUGGAUAUAAUAGAAGAAAUGUGCUGUAUUUUGAUAAUUCACUUGUAUAUGUGUUGUAACCUCUUAAAGAAUGACAGUUUCUUUAAGACAAAUCUUGGUGUUCCCUUUAUUCUGUUGGUUUUAAAAUUUUGGCUUUGUAAAAUGGUCACAUCCUUAAUUUCAAAUUUUCAUUCCACUUCUUAUUAGAAAUUUAUAAAAUAGUUCCAAAAUUAUAAUUUUGGAAUAGGAAGUAAGCCUUACAAAUAAUUGAUUCUUUAGUGAUCUACUUUUAAAUUCAUUAUCUGCAUACUAUAUUGAAACAUUACACAUGUAACAAGUACUGGCAUUUCAUUUCUUUCUAGUUAAUUUUAAAAUUUUGUAACAUUCUGUAACAGGUAGAAUUAAGAAAGUUUAUUACCAAGAAGAAUAGUACAUGAUACAAUAUGAAAAAAGAAAAAAAGGUUUUGUACUUCAUAGCCAAAGUUUUUUCCAAAAUAUUGGAAAACUAAAAAAAUAUAAACUUGUAUAUAUCUGUUAAUGGUAGUAACCAACUUUCAAAAUUUGGUACACUAAUUUAAAUCUUUUGAGGAAAUGGAGGACUGUUUAGGGUUUUUUCCCCCUGUGCCUAACUGCAAACUGUUCUAUUGAGUAAAUUGUAGUUAAGGCCUGUGCUCUUUACUGACUUCAGCAAGUAUGAUAUUGCAAAUUUUCAAAACCAGAACUGCCUUCUUUUAAGUUCUUAAAAAUUUCUUACCCUAAGCAGUAAAAUUUUAUACCAGUGAAAGUAGCAUUGAUCAAAGCAAUUUAUUCAGUAUUGAAUUAGUAACACAGACUAGUUUUAUGUUGAUUUAUUAAGGAAUCAUCAGUUCAUCUGAAUCAGUAGUCUUAUAAAUUAUAUAUUUAUCUUGUAAAUAUUUUUCUGAUCUCUUUGGACUGAUAUUAAAUAUGUAUAUAUACUUGAAAAGUUCUUUUGAACACAAACAGAACUUGCUGUACUUUAAAACAUCACAUUAGCAGCUGUGUAAUAUUUCUAUCAGCAUCUGUCCAACAUUCCAAAUUUUGUAUAUAUCUAGAUUGUUUAAAGUAACACAUAGAGGGUAGAAAAUAAAAGACUGGUGUUUUAA
Molecule: messenger RNA, 9785 nt
Organism: Cavia porcellus (domestic guinea pig)
Lineage: Eukaryota; Metazoa; Chordata; Mammalia; Rodentia; Caviidae
Gene: Erbin
Product: erbb2 interacting protein
Exons: 26
Coding region: 2582-6883 (1433 amino acids)
Biological process (GO): embryo development; neurotransmitter receptor transport postsynaptic membrane to endosome; neurotransmitter receptor transport, endosome to postsynaptic membrane
Cellular component (GO): basolateral plasma membrane; adherens junction; postsynaptic membrane
Molecular function (GO): protein binding
Source: RefSeq, a predicted model, not a curated record